Lucilia sericata (common green bottle fly) is the source of this 2409-nucleotide messenger RNA. RefSeq names its product bromodomain-containing protein DDB_G0280777. NCBI's taxonomy places the organism in Eukaryota, Metazoa, Arthropoda, Insecta, Diptera, Calliphoridae. The record is from RefSeq and is a predicted model, not a curated record. The transcript has a single exon. The coding region runs from base 1 to 2409 and encodes 802 amino acids.
AUGCAAUUGUGGCCAGUGUUGUUAUGGCCUAAGCCAAAGGCUAGACAACGUAUACAACACUAUAGGAAUAGAAACAUAAAUUUACAAUUUGCUACAAGGACCUUCUCAACCCCAGCUGCAACAGCAACAACAACAUUUCACUAUGCACUUAUAAUCAAUACAUUGCUAUCGAUAGCAACAACGUGGGGGUUAACAACCACCCAGCAGCAACAUCAACAACAAGAAUCAACCGGCAAUUAUGAAGGAGCCAAUGCUGUGGCAGAGGCUGCGGAUGUUAUAUCGGCCCUAACAGGAUUAACAAAUGGUUAUGCCAGUCCAGACUACAUAAAGAAUUACUAUCAUGUAAGUGAGGCGGCGGAAGCUACUGAGCAACAGCCGCAGCAACAACAACAGCAUCAACAAAACAGUGCUGCAGCAGUUAGAUCGGGUCAACAAGGAGAUGCUGUGGGUGCCGCUGGUAUUAAUGGUCGUGGCUUUAUGGGCUUACAGUCAAACAAUUAUGGAAAUUCUAUUGUUGCUCGGGGUGCCACUGCUGGAGGAGUUGUAGGUAGAGGUCUUGUUCAUGAAGAUGCGUUUAGUGUGUAUAAUGGUGGUUUUGUGCCUACAACUUUUACGGCUGCUGGCCAACAUUAUGCAGCAUCUUUAGGAGGCCUACAAAGUGCUACAGAUAAAAAUAAUGUACUGCAUCACUAUGCCACGACUGCGGCAUAUAAAAACAAUUUACAUGCGAAUCAUCAGCCAUAUGGAAAUGGCAAUAGUAAUAGCAACUACAACAGUAAUAACAACAUUAUUGCUGAAGCCAAUAACAACAAACACAACAAUAAUGCACAGAAAACUUUGUUUAGACGAUUAUCAAAUUAUGGCGGCCUAGAUAAUGUUGGUGGUGUUACUGCCGGCGAUACAAGUGUUUCAGACGAUGAUGGCAGUGAGAGUGAAGGUGAGCCUAUUGCAGGCGGCAAUGAUAGCGAUGGUCUUAUGGAAAAUUAUGCAUUGGCUUAUGAAGAUGAAGGACAACAAACUCCAGUACUGCAAAAUUUCUAUAAUCAACAAACUACAUUUUAUGAUGACCAGCAGGAACAAGAGAAAACUUUUGCAAAUUAUUUUCCACCAUCAAUGACUGCAACAGCUACAGUUGGAUAUGAAAUAGAAAACCCGCAAAAAUAUUACACAUUAAAUAAUUAUAGACAAACGACAAAACCACGACAGCAGCACCAAUAUAUACAAUAUCAACAAAAAUUACCAGCAUACGCAUCACAACAACAACAGCAGACCAUUACUACCAUGCCAGCACCAGCUACAUAUUAUCAAACAUUUAUACAACAUAAAAAUGAUAAUCAAGAACAGCAUCACCAUCAUCAACAACAUUACCGCCAUGUAGCUGGAGAUAAUUAUCACACAUGGAAACAAAAUCAAAUAAUGGCUAAUUAUCAGCCAAAACAAUCAACAACAAUAGAAAAACAGCAGCCGCAACAACAACAGCAGAAGCAUACGCAAUCAAACAAUAAUCAAUAUCAACACAGUUUAAUACAGGAACCGGAAACAGCUGAAACCUCCCAAAGUACACGUAUUAAAAAACCCCUAAAACACAAAAGUAAACGCCACGAUGCCCAGGAACAUGCCUAUAAUUAUGAUGCCCUGCUCGAAAAUAAUGAUAUUGAAACCGAAAGAGAUGAUAUAUCUGCCAUACAACUGCAACAAUUACAACAUCUGCAACAUCAGUUGCACCAGCAACAACAACAAUUUGUAGAAUUACAACAUCAACUCAUUGAUCAUGAUCAACAAUUGCAAAUACAAAAGCAAAUAGCACAAUCCCCAGCACCAGCAUUACCACCCAUUACCCAUACCGUGCACCAUAAUCCGCAUAGUUUACAGGCUUUGACCGGCACGCCCAUAAGUCAACAUACCCAGGUUAUUAAAGCUAUACCCAUACCGCAACAUCAACAGAUUCAUGUGCCCUAUAGAGAAAAUGUUACUAUCGAAGUGCCCGAUACUAUGAUAACAGCGAUUAAUAAGCCCGUACCCAUUGAAAUACCCAUGACUAGAACUGUGACUAUACCAAAAAUUCAGGAGGUUAAAAUUCCCAUACAAAAACUAAAGCCCUUCCCAGUGGAACGUCCCAUUCCCUAUAUAGUUGAGAAGCGGGUUCCAUAUCCGGUGGAGAAACAAAUAGCCAAACCGGUUUACUAUCCAGUACCCAUAAAAGUACCCAUUGUGCAUACCGUAGUUCAUAAGGUUCAUCAACCUGGAUACGGUAACUAUCAGCAACAGCAAAAUUAUGGUCAUGGUAAUUAUCAUCAGCCUCAUAAUAAUCAUCAACAGAGCUACCAUUUACCUCAUACCGUUUAUCGCCAUAGUCAUGGUCCUGGUCACGGGCAUGGUCAUUCGUAUUCUCAUUCUCAUCAUUACUAA